Messenger RNA from Electrophorus electricus (electric eel), 3188 nucleotides. Its product is annotated as B-cell receptor CD22-like. Lineage: Eukaryota; Metazoa; Chordata; Actinopteri; Gymnotiformes; Gymnotidae. The record is from RefSeq and is a predicted model, not a curated record.
UUUAGCAUUUAGCCUAAAGUUAUUACUUACUGAAGCUGGAAGUUUCACUUCUGUGUGACCAGUGUGAACCAGUGUGUGAAACAUGUCUUUCCGAACAUCAGGAAAUAUUACGGUAGCAGCAAUGCUCAUGUUACUGGCAGGAGCUCAGUCUCAGCACAGUGUAAAUCUCUCCUCUCAAGGCCUCUGUGCUCUUACUGGAUCUACAGUAAAAAUCCCCUGCAAAUAUACAUUUAGUUCCUCCAAUCUCAGACAGAGAGAGUGGUAUCAGGUCCAGAGAUCUGAUGGAGAACCACAAGACCUGAGCAAAGACCCUCAAUACUUAGGACGAGUUUCUAUAAGCACAUUGUCGAAUGACUGUACACUGAUAAUGUACGACGUGAAAGUAAGUGACUCUGGAGUUUAUAACUUUAGAUUUAGAACAUGGAGUAGUGAAUGGAUAUCUGCUUCAUCUGGAGUUACUCUCACUGUUACAGACCUGCAGGUGAAGGUGGAUCCUGAGACUGUAGGACAGAGAGAGGUGAAACUCACCUGUAGCUCCACCUGCAGCUUCAGCAAAACCCCUCAGUACUACUGGUACAGGAAUGGACAGUACAGGUCAUAUAGAAAUGAUGCCUCCAUUAUGCUCCACUCCACCAGUGUAUCUGAUGAGGGCAGCUACUCCUGUAGUGUGUAUGGCAGCAGACAGCACUCUCCUGCAGUGUGUGUUCUGGGUAAACAGUGUUGGGGUGUGACUUACACUCCUAAACAUGUGUGUGCUCUGAAAGGCUCAUCUGUUGAUCUCUUCUGCUCUUAUAAAUACCCUGGAGGACACACAGUGACAGAAUCAUUCUGGUUCAUUACAGAGCAGCAGGUUGGUAUUGAACCUGUGGAUGUGAGAGUGGAAGAGGAGUAUGAGGGGAGAGUGCAGUAUAGACAGAGCUCCCAGAAUGACUGUAGUAUGACAAUCACUCACCUGAGAGAGAGUGACGCUCACACAUACAGGUUCAGAUUCCACACUGAUAGUACUGCGGGGAAAUACACUGGACGUCCUGGAGUAUCUCUCUCUGUCACAGAUCUGAAGAUUACAGUAUCAGACAGAAGUAGUCGAAAGCACCUGAUCUGCAGCUCCACCUGCAUGCUGCCCAACAACCCCACCUACAUCUGGUACAGGAAUGGACAGCCUGUAUAUAACCAGAACACUAAUGGACUGUAUGUGUAUGACAGUAGUGAGGAUGCAGGCAGCUACUCCUGUGCUGUAAGAGGAUAUGAGGAGCUCCACUCUCCUGCUGUCUACCCUCCCAGAGUCCCGUCUGUUACUGACCGUGUGUCUGGUGACGCGGUGACACUGCUGUGCUACAGUGACUCCAACCCUAUCAGUAAUUACUCCUGGUACAAGAAGACAGGAAGUGAUGUCUUACUGUUAGGAAAUGGCACCAAUUUAACUAUAGCUACAGGAACAAGUGGACGUUUCUACUGUGUGGUGCAGAAUCAAUUUGGAUCAUCUAACUCAUCAGAAUGGUCAUUUACUUCAGGGAACCCAGCUGGGACAUACGCAGCUUCUGGAGUCACUGUGGGUUUGUUUCUGACUCUCGUUGCUGUCUGUCUAUGGAUGAGGAGGCGAACCACAGCUGUCAGCAGCAGGAGUGAGGAGACCAGCGCAAAACAUGAUUCUACUCCUGUAGAUGAUAACUUUUCAGCCUUGGACAUACCCUCUGACCCCACAAAUGACGACGUUCACUACUCCAACAUUAAUUUCACACGCUGCCACACACAGGAAAUAUCUCUAUACUCUACUGUCCAACUAACAAUGGCUCUUAGUCAAGAAGAAGAAGUCGAGUAUGCCAGAGUGAAUUUCUCUGCCUGCAAGGACGAAACCCACAUCUACAGCACAAUCUCAAGAACAUGAGAAGAAAAUCCUCCACCAACCAUCAAUCUCCAGUCCUGCGUGAAAAUGAGAAAAGUGCCAACAGUCUUCCACCUUCUCCUCCAAACACAUAUGAAAUUGGUACAAACUACAUUUAAAAUCUUGCUGGUGAUUUUGAUUUAUUUUAGGGAUCAGUCAGACAGGGUAUUAUUACCAACUGGACCAAGAUACACAUUAUAAAAUGUUUAUGACAUUAUUUUAUGUAUCAUUGAUUACAUUUAGCCACAGAUUGUUUACUACUGCAAGAAGGAUGGUUAGAAACUCUGCAUGUUAUAUACAUAUACAAACAUGUCAUAAACAUGUAUUUCAUGUCAUAGACAUGUAGAAUAAUAAUGAUACACCAGCCCACAGUAACAGGACAGACUUUAAUUCACUUCACUGCAUUCAAGAAUCUCGGUUCUCUUUGUAAUAUUACCACACAUGAAGAUGUUCUCUGCAGUGCAGUGACCAGUGUCCAGUGACCACUGUACAUACACAGUACUGCAUAAUUCACUGUCCAUGACAUUAUGAUGAUGUUUCCCUACCAUUGUUUCAUUCUUAUUGAUUAGUUUUUAGUACAAUGUGGUAUCUUGAGAGGUGACUGGCUAGAAUGAAUGUCCUUGAAGGUUUUAAUUUUAAUUAUUUAUUCAGACAAAUAUUUUUAACACAGCAUUCCCAGGUCACAGAGUAACAUUCCCAGGUCCCAGGUCACAGAGCAGGGGGUCUAAUAGCCUUCAUUCUUGAAUCCUGUACAACAUGUGACUGUUCCACUUAGAGUUGUUGGGUAGCUGAACACUGUACUUUAAAUUCAGAACGAGAGAUCUAAAUCGUCCUUUCACCCAGUCGGCCCUGGAAACAGAACUCAGCACAGAUGUAAUGGCACGAUCCACUCACUGGGUGGCAGCAGCGAUGUGAUAAGACCCUCAAAGCUGAUUGUGCAGAGCGUGUCCCAUAUGGAUAAGAUUUAACAUUUGCUUGUUUAUAUUACAGUAUAUUUUCCAUGUCUACUCUGUAUUUGCACCGAAGCCAAAUAUGCCUGAAAUAUUUCUGUAACAUUUAUCACAAAAGGCUUCACACUUCUUGCACUCAGUAAAUGAUUUAAAAAUUGUAAAAAUGACUUUUGUGGAAUUCAUUCUUUAUUCUUGUUGGCUCCUUAUCUGGUUCGCCAGCAUGUUGCUUGCCCCAAAGCCAUGAUGAUGUUUCCUCCAGACAAUUAGUCGUCACUCCUAACAUCUGAGUUACUGUUAAGAACUUUAGCCAAAUAUUUAGCAAUUUUAGUCAAAAUGAGACUACCAGAGCCCAGACU